This is a messenger RNA of Branchiostoma belcheri (Belcher's lancelet), 867 nucleotides long. Its product is annotated as calcipressin-2-like. Gene Ontology annotation, molecular function: calcium-dependent protein serine/threonine phosphatase regulator activity; nucleic acid binding. Gene Ontology annotation, biological process: calcium-mediated signaling. The transcript has 5 exons. The coding region runs from base 176 to 841 and encodes 221 amino acids. The record is from RefSeq and is a predicted model, not a curated record. Lineage: Eukaryota; Metazoa; Chordata; Leptocardii; Amphioxiformes; Branchiostomatidae. Gene Ontology annotation, cellular component: cytoplasm; nucleus.
UUCAUGCGGACAGGUGGGCUCGCUUGUCGACGGUUUUCUGCCCGUUCCCAGACUCCGUUUGUAAAAGUCACUCGGAGUAGAGACAGAAGCACAGAACAGUCUUAGGCUGCUACUAGAGCCAGAGCAGAGGUUGAAUCUUGGAGACCCUACCAGUAGCUAAGACGUUACUCUAAGGAUGGUCCUGAACAAAGGAGACAUGGACGGCACAUCUAACGGUGCUCCUAACGGAGAUGAGAUGGAGACAGAGGAGGAGUUAGGUCCUGAUGCUGAGGAGGAGGUUCAGGAGGAGCUCCCCACAGCUCUACAUGUGGUCAAUGUACCUGAUGAACUGUUCGGGGAUCUGACUGUUAGGAACGCAUUUGAGGGCCUGUUCAUGGCCUACAGUCACCGGGCGAGCUUCUCGUACCUUAAGAGCUUUCGGCGGGCGCGGGUUUACUUCCCGACGGCGGACGAAGCGGCGAGAGCGAGAGUGGAGCUGCACCACAAGGACUUCAUGGAGAAGGAACUCAAGGUGUACUUUGUGCAGAUGGACCCCCCCAGCAGAGACCCGCACCUGCGCCCCCCUACCCCAGAGAAGCAGUUCCUUAUCUCCCCCCCUGCCUCCCCGCCCGUCGACUGGGAGCCAAUCACAGAGCAGCAUCACGUGAACUAUGACCUCCUCUCAGCGCUGGCCCAGCUCUCACCAGGUGAGCCACAUGAGUUGAUACCAGCAGAAGGUGACAAGCCGAGUAUCGUGAUCCACGUGUGUGAGGAUACGCCCGAGCAGAGAGCCAUGGGGCUGGAGAAGCCGCGGAUCGUCCAGACCAGGAGACCUGACAUCCCCGACAUCCCAGACUCAUGAGUCACCACAUAGGCCACGCCAAUUUA